GGAAAUCUCUACUCCCAGGCACGUACACACACACACACACACACACACACAUGCACACGCACUCUAAAGCUGACUGCAACCGAAGCCCCCGAGCACUCAGCAUCUGUGCAGCAUCUCGCUCCUUUCCUCUCCUCGCUCUCCCUCCAUCGGUGCUGACAAGCUACGCAGCUCUGACUCAUUCGCUUCUCCCUUUCCCCCCCUCUCACACCGGCUGAAGCACAGACGCUGGCAGGAUGGCCUCCAACGUGCCUUCCGGGACCACCAAAGGCAAGCCGCUCUCCCCCUUCAGGAAGCGGGGAAGCCUGCAGUACACACCCAGCACAGUGGACCUCCGUGGUACUCGCCACCUUCUCACUCCCCAGCAUUCUUUACCUGGGAUUCCCGUGGCCUUGAAACAGUCCAUUGACCUGCGGACAUCCAUGGACGGGAAGUACAAGGAAAUCGCUGAGGAGCUGUUCUCACGAAGCCUGGCAGACAGUGAGAUGCGCAGCGCUCCUUAUGAGUUCCCAGAGGACAGCCCUAUAGAAAAACUGGAGGAGAGACGCCAGCGUCUGGAGAGACAGAUUAGCCAGGACGUCAAAUUUGAACCAGACAUUUUGCUGCGAGCCAAACAGGAGUUUAUGAAAACCGACAGCGCAGCUGAUCUUGAGUGA
This is a messenger RNA of Nerophis ophidion (straightnose pipefish), 653 nucleotides long. RefSeq names its product AMP deaminase 2-like. The record is from RefSeq and is a predicted model, not a curated record. The transcript has 4 exons. NCBI's taxonomy places the organism in Eukaryota, Metazoa, Chordata, Actinopteri, Syngnathiformes, Syngnathidae. The coding region runs from base 234 to 653 and encodes 139 amino acids.